CGGCCAGUGUCCCCACACGGUGCCCCUCGGGACUGCCUCACACUCGCACCCACACCAGGAUUUUCCUCAGCGGCCACCCUGGACCAGGCACUGGAGAGAUCGCAGAGAUACUGUCCCCAUCCUCAGUGGGACAGGGACAAACAAGUAACCUCUUAGCACAGCUUUCCACCUUGGCUGCGGGAGGGAAUCCUCAGGGAGGAGACUCCUGGGGGAGCCCCAGUUUUCUGGGUGCCAGAGGCAGGGGUGGGUGGCCCUGGGCUUGGGAAAUCCUGGGGAAAGGUGAUGCAUUCAGACUCAGGCAUGUAGAGGUUGGGGUGCCGGGAGGACCUUCAGUUCCUGAGGAGGAAGAGAUUUGGCAGCCCUUCCGGUGGUGAGAGGAGCCAGGUGAGCAGGGGAACGCUGGGCAGGUGGGUAGUGAGGUGAGCCCCUGAAGAACUCAGUGUGACACGUGAAGGAAACUGAGAAGACGUGACUGGCGAGGAAGGUGGAGGCAGCAGCCAGCACUGCCCACUGUAGGGAGGACGGCAGGGGUGGCCUUGAUGGGGGGGGGUUUGUCACUGCACUACAUGUGGCCCAGAAGGAGCUGGUGGAGGGGGAGACUUGGAGGGUUGCAGAGAGAUAAGAAGCUCUUCAAGGAACCAAGUCCCUGGGCCAGUGAGCAAGAAUGUGGUCCUGAGCCUGGGUGGCAGGGCUGGCCACAGUGACCAAAGGAGGUGACACUCCAUUCUGACCACAAAGGAGCUGCAGCCAUGUGCUGGUGAUGCUCUGUGCUGGUGAAUGUCUGCCACCAUCAACCUGAAGACGAUACUUUCUCUGAACCCCCUCCCCACACACCGUGUCUCACCUGGAGCCACCCCUCAGAGAUGCACAUCGCAGUCAGACAGCCACACUCCUCUCCAAACCAGCAGUGGCAGCCCAGUGUCAACGGAGUAUCACAAACAACUCAAGAAGACUUCACCCACACCCCCCUGCUCAAAUACCACUAACAGCCUGUACUGUCCCACACCUGGACAGCCACACAUUGGCCACCCCAGCCGCAAGCCUGUACCAUCCCACUGGACACACAGUCACACAACACCCCCUAAUGUGUCACAGCCAUGUACACCAGUAACAAUCACACACCCUGACACUGUCACAUUCCAUAUUGUCACGCACAUCUCGGACCCACAGCAUCACCACAGUUAAAUAUGCUUCUCACAGGCACCAGCCCCACCGUCUCUCUUUGUCUACCCACACACAGACACUCACAUCCCUCACCCCCAUCUCUCCAUCCCCUCCCACCCAACCCCCCCAUUCACCCACCCCCCACCCCAGCCUCCUGCCUGGCCCUCAGGGAGGCUGCGGAGAGGCGGUCCGGGGUGGGGUGGGGUGGGUGGGGAUGGAGAAGUCGGGCGGCGGCUCUACCCGCGGUCGCUGGCGCUGAGGGCGGCGGCUGCCGCGGGGAGCGCGACGUGGACCGGCCACGUGGAGCGGCCGGGGGCGGACCUGGCUGCAGGGAGCCGAGGAGCCGCCGGCGGCGCAGCACCCUGUAGCCACCACGAAGCCAGGCCCCCGGCCCCGGGGCGCCGCCGCAGCAGGGCUGCUAUAACAAAGUACCACAGAGCAGUUGGCUUAAACAAGAGGAAUUUAAAGUCUCGCAGUUCUGGAGGCCAGAAGUUCAAAACCAAGGUGUCGGCUGGGCUGUGCUUCCUCUGAGCUGCAGUUCCUGGAGGGAUGGCACCUUUGGAAGUGAGAGUGCUGGUGGUGCUGCUGCUGCCCCUGGGCCAGACUGCUCCCAGGGAUGGAGCCUUGAGGCUGGCCUCUCAAACAUGGCAUCAGCCCCUGCACAACCCCUUCCAGCCUAGCGAGGAGCAGCUGCAAUUUCUGCAGGGCUACCUCAAAGGCCUAAAGAGGAUGGAAGAGGAGCCGCAGCACAUGAGCUGGGAGCAGGUUGUCCUCUGCCUCUUUGCCCUCCAUGACUAUGACCACAGUGGACAGCUGGAUGGCCUGGAGCUGUUUUCCAUGUUGACAGCAGCCCUGGCUCCUGGAGCUGUCGACUCUCCCACCACCAACUCGGUGGUCCUGGUAGUGGACGAAGUGCUCGCGACCCAGGACCUGAAUGGGGAUGGGCUCAUGACCCCUGCAGAGCUCAUCAACUUCCCAGGAGAGGUCCCCUGGCAGGCAGGGCCCAAAGAGCCCCUUGCUCCAUCUCCCCAGGAGUCACAAGCUGUCGAGAUGCAGCCCUUGUUAGCUGAAAGCCCAACAGGACAAGAAACGCAGGAAUUCCCGAGUCCCGGAGAAGAAGCUGGGGGACAAGGAGAGGGCAGAAGGGAGAGCCUAGAAUCUGCACAGGAGGCUGGGGGACAGAGAGAGGCUGAAAGAGAAGCCCCAGGUCUUGGAGGGGAGGCUGGGGGACAGGCAGAGGCCAGGGACACUGGAGGGGAAGAAGAGCUUCUGGGAGAAAUGCUAGAGUCUGAGAAUGCCCCAAAUGAGCAUACUAUUCAAGUGGAGUAUGAUGAAAUGUAAACCUUGAGGAUACCAGCUUGCCCCUCUGGGGGUCUCGAAGCCAGAACACAUGCCCCUAGGGUGGGGUAUGUCCAUUGCAGUAAUGACUGCUGAGGUGUCCCCUUCCUGGCCUCAGCCCGGUGGCAGGUCUUUCCACGCAGCUCAGGGAGAUGCUAAGUUGGAGGGCAGCUUUAGGGGCUGGACAACCAAUAAAGAAUGGAAUGAAUUUA
This is a messenger RNA of Choloepus didactylus (southern two-toed sloth), 2714 nucleotides long. It is a transcript of the gene CGREF1, whose product is annotated as cell growth regulator with EF-hand domain 1. The record is from RefSeq and is a predicted model, not a curated record. Gene Ontology annotation, molecular function: calcium ion binding. Bases 1714 to 2505 code for a protein of 263 amino acids. The transcript has 7 exons. Lineage: Eukaryota; Metazoa; Chordata; Mammalia; Pilosa; Megalonychidae.